This is a messenger RNA of Tyto alba (common barn owl), 2108 nucleotides long. Its product is annotated as solute carrier family 25 member 36. Gene Ontology annotation, biological process: pyrimidine nucleotide import into mitochondrion. Bases 223 to 1245 code for a protein of 340 amino acids. Gene Ontology annotation, molecular function: pyrimidine nucleotide transmembrane transporter activity. Gene Ontology annotation, cellular component: mitochondrion. The record is from RefSeq and is a predicted model, not a curated record. Lineage: Eukaryota; Metazoa; Chordata; Aves; Strigiformes; Tytonidae. The transcript is spliced from 7 exons.
GCCGGGGUACCGGCUCCCCGCGGGCAGGGGCUCAGGGGCGGCGCAGGCCGGGGUACCGGCUCCCCGCGGGCAGCGGUUCAGGACCGGCAGCUCUCCAGGCUCGCCUCCCCGCUCUGCCCUCGCUGCUGGCGGCGCCCCAGCCCCCCUCCGCCGCUGCCACAGCGGGCGGCGGGCCCGGCCCCGCGGCCGCCCGAGCGCCUCCUCCGGGCCGGCCGGGAGCCAAUGCGCGGGGCGGCGGGGCGGGCCGGGCGGCGGAUCGCGGCUCAGGGCACGGGUAGUGCCGCGGGAGCGCCGGUCAUGUCGCAGCGCAGCACUUUGCUCCACUUGUUCGCCGGAGGAUGUGGUGGCACAGCUGGAGCCAUCCUGACCUGUCCUCUGGAAGUGGUGAAGACACGUCUACAGUCAUCCCAACUGACACUGCGGCCUCUGUGCCUCUCAGAAAUACAGCUGCCAGGGGUGAGUGUGAGGCUGAUGAACGCCACCCCACCGUCUCCUGGAGUGCUCAAGUUGCUGAGGGCCAUCCUUGAGAAGGAAGGCAUUCGAUCCCUGUUCCGAGGUCUGGGUCCAAACCUGGUUGGGGUUGCUCCUUCCAGGGCUAUAUAUUUUGCUGCCUAUUCUGGUGUUAAGGAGAGGUUCAAUGCUGUCCUUGUACCAGAGUCCAAGAAAGUACAUGUGCUAUCAGCAGCCUGUGCAGGCAUUACCUCUGCCACGCUCACCAACCCUGUGUGGUUAGUGAAAACCAGGAUGCAGCUGGAAGCCAGGGCGAAGGGGGAGAUGGCCAGCAGUGCUCUCCAGUGUGCCAUGCACGUGUACCGCUCUGAAGGCCUUCGUGGAUUUUACCGUGGUAUCACUGCCUCCUAUGCUGGAGUGUCAGAGACCAUCAUACACUUUGUCAUCUAUGAAGCACUGAAACAGCAGCUGAGAAACAGCCAUCAUUCCCUUUCCCCAUCACUCACACUUUCACCAAACAGCCAUGAUUUUUUUGGACUAAUGGGAGCUGCUGCUGUCUCCAAAACAUGUGCUUCAUGCAUUGCAUAUCCACAUGAGGUCAUUCGGACACGUUUGCGAGAAGAAGGGUCACGAUACUGUUCCUUUAUACAGACUCUGCAGCUUGUGGUCCAUGAAGAGGGACCCUUGGCUUUAUACCGAGGGCUCCUGGCUCAUUUGAUCCGCCAGAUCCCAAACACAGCUAUCAUGAUGGCUACCUAUGAAUUCAUCGUCCAUUUGGCCUCUUCCACCUUGUAAGCACACUGUAGCACCUGGCUGAGGCGGGACCUCAUGGUCCUGAGACUUGGUCUUUUUCCAUGCUCUGGGAGGCGGCCCUUUUCAUCACAUGUCAGAACUGGGUCAGGCACAGCAUUCUCAGGACACAAAGACUAUUUUGUGCAAAGUUUUUAGCUCCCAUGUGCACCAUGUAGGCUUUCUGGAGACUUGAAUUAUUCCGGUGCUUCAAGGAUGUCAGGGCACUAGUUUGACAGUGCCUGCUCUAAGCUCCCUGUAAGAAACAAGGAUAUAGAACUUGCUGGGAAGGAGACAAGAAAGCAUAAGAGCGUAUCUUAGCCUCAGGAGAUUCAUUACUUUUGGACCCAGUAACGACCAUAUGUGGGCGCAGCUGGACAUGAAGACAGGCUAGAGCUGAGACAUCUGAGAGAACUGCAGCAAGCAAAGAUCUUGUGCUGAGAUGUUCCAUACCCUCAGAGUGGGGGCUUCCACUCUCACCUACCGUGCCACCUUCCUGCCCAUGAGGAGGAUUUCUCACCCUUGGCUGCCAGCAAAUGUCCUGUUGCAGAAUCUUCCUUCAGGUCCUUAGCACACUGCUAUUUUUUUUUUUUUUUAUAUAUUCUUUUUUUUCUGUAGUCAAUUCAGUUUGCUGCAUGUGUUACACUUGCCUGGGAUGCCUUUUGUUCCUCUGUGGGUUCCUAGCGCCCUGUCAUGGGGAAGGCUACAUUGUGCUUACAAAGGGUAUUUUGACUCUCCAAAAGUCAGGCGUAGGGUCAGGGGUGAUUUGUUUUUCUUGUUCCAACACACAGACUAAAUAAUGUAACCCUUCCCUGAGAUAAGGCAGUAAUUUCAGUAAAUACAUGCUCUGGACAAUCUCCAGUGUCACA